Besnoitia besnoiti is the source of this 2505-nucleotide messenger RNA. RefSeq names its product alveolin domain containing intermediate filament IMC9. The coding region runs from base 1 to 2505 and encodes 834 amino acids. The transcript has 9 exons. NCBI's taxonomy places the organism in Eukaryota, Apicomplexa, Conoidasida, Eucoccidiorida, Sarcocystidae. The record is from RefSeq and is a predicted model, not a curated record.
AUGGAGGAUGCGGCUUCGCUGGCCUCUCUUAGCCUGCAGUCCCCAGCCGGCGUUCCGCCGAUGCUUCGGCACUGUCCGUCGGCCGAGAUGAGUUUGUCACAGAGCUCAGGUCCGGCGUCUCCGCCCCGCCUCGGCGGCGAGUUGCGUGCGCGAACCGGCCCGCCGUCUGUCUCCUCGACAGUCGCCGUGUCGCGCAGACCGACGGAGUCUCAGACUUCGCCGCUGUCUGCGCCGUACGCGGAGCCCUCGCUCACGUCGCUCUUCCCCUCUCCGUCCUCUGAUUUCCUCUCGCCUGUGCUCCAGCCCGCGGCGCACCCGCCUGCGGUCCGGGGCCUGCGGCUGCAGGGGACGACCAGCAGCGCGCACAGUCGCCAGGCGUCGAACGGGACGCGGCGGCUGGGUCUGGAGCCUCAAGCGUGUCCGUCGCUCGCGCCCGCGCACGCCAAGCGCGAGCCGUUUGUCGGCGCGCUGGACACCCGCGCGCUCAGCUCGCGCGGCGACGCAGCUCGCUCGCAGAAUCCGCGUCCGGAGCAAGGGACAGGCGCGCCACACGCGCCGGCCCCUCGCCCCGCGUCUCCGCUUUCGUCGCGUUUCACCUCCUGCCUGCCGGAGAAGAAGGCGCUGGCGGCGCCGGCAAACGAGCUUCCUCUCGCGCCACACGCGACGCUCGCGCACGCUUCGCAACCCCUGCCGUCGCUGAGUGGGUUCACCGCUGCGGCGCCUUCGCCGUCGUCGGAGGCCUUCGCGGGCUUCGCUGCGCCGAGUCUCGCCUCCAUCCUCGCGGCUCCGGGGCCUGGCGCAGGGGCCACCGCGGGGUUUGCUGCAGGCCUCAGUCGAGCGAGCGGAGGCGCCGUAGUGCGCGCCGAGGCGGAGAGGGACCUCCGCGGGGGGAGGGCGGAGCGCGAGCAGAGAGCGGCGCUUCCAGCCGGCGCUCACUGCCGCGGCCACGAACUGAUCUCCACGCAGGAUGCGCCGUCGACCCAGCGGCCCGCCGCCGCAGCCUCGUCGCUUUCGUGCGCCUCGGCCUGCUGCGGAAGCCAGUCCGACGACGACGCCUCGGCGCGGGACGUCGCGCUGGUGACUUCGCAGAGCGGGGAGCGCCUCGCGGGCGACGCGGCGCUCGCUGUGGGGUCGUCGCGCUCCGCCUCCCCGCUGCUGAGGAGCAGCAGACAGCUCGACGCGCUGUCGCAGGUCUACAUCCCCGACAGUCUCCGCUGCGAACCGCAAGUCGUGGAAAAAGUGAUAACGGUUCCGCGAGUGAUUUACGAGGAGAAAAUCACUGAAGUGCCGCAGGUCGUCAUGCGUGAGCGCGUCGUGGAAGUUCCGCAGGUCGUUCGGAAAGAAAAAGUCGUUCAAGUCCCGAAAAUCGAAGUCAAGGAGAAAAUUGUCGAGGUGCCUGUCGUUAAGUACGUUGACAAGGUCGUCGAGGUUCCGCACUGCGUCGUUGAACAGAAAAUCGUCUCUGUCGACGAAGUUAUUCGUCAAGAGAAGAUUGUUCACGUUCCCAAGAUUGAGGUGGUAGAGCGCAUCAUCAAAACGCCAAAGAUUGUGCAAGUGGAAAAGAUUAUCGAAGUCCCGCGAAUCGAAUACAGAGAGGUGGAAGUCGAGAAGAUUGUAGAAGUGCCCAAAGUCGAAAUCAAAUACGUCGAGCGCGAAGUCCCCGUUCCGCAGAAAGUUAUUCGCCACGUGCCCGUGGAUAAAAUCGUCCACGUGCGGCAGAAGAAGUUCGUCGAAAAGAUUGUGAAAGUACCGGUGCCGCGCUAUAUCGAAGUCCCAAAGUACAUCGAACAGCCUGUCCCGCGAGAAAAGUUUGUCCGCGUUGAAAAGAAAAUCGAACGGAAAGUCCCCACCCCCCAGCCACAAGAGACCUACCAGGAGGUUGAGAAACCGAUCUACGUCACUAAGUACAUCGAGAGGCCAGUUCCCGUUCCGACGGAGAGAAUCGUAGAAGAGCACGUGCCUGUGGAGGUCCCGCGAGAAGUGGUCGUCGAGAAGCCGUACGAUGUCGUUCGGCGGGUCGAGAAGCCCGUCGAGGUCGCGGUCCCUUUUGUCUCCGGGGACCCGCUGAUUCUAACUCCCGCGGGUUACGUGCCUUUCCAAGAAUUCGCGCGGAAAACGCAAGCUUUGACUCCACAAGAGAAACUUUUUUACGAGAGACAGUCCGAGUCUUUCCUCAACCGCAUCUCCUCAAGCGGAGCUGCCACCCUGUCCCCGCGCCCGCCGGCCAUGUCGGUCCGCCCUACGACCGUGUCUCCGCGCCCUACGACCGCGGUUGCAACGGGCCCUGGACCCCAACCGGCUGCGCCGGGCGGACCCCCGUCGGGAGUCGUCGAGAGCUCACGAGGAGACCAAGCUUGGCACCCCCACUCGGUAACUCCUGGAUUUGCGCCUCCCGUUGCCGCGCUGUCGCAAGCGUCGCAGCAGUCCGCGUAUCCGUUCUCACCUCUCAACUCGCCGAGCGGGUAUUCUGGGUCGCAGCCUCACCCGUCGCAACGCGUCGACUGA